Messenger RNA from Darwinula stevensoni, 919 nucleotides. The record is from the annotation of a GenBank genome assembly. NCBI's taxonomy places the organism in Eukaryota, Metazoa, Arthropoda, Ostracoda, Podocopida, Darwinulidae.
AUGGAUAAGAACUUCCUAAGGGAAGAAAGGGAGAAUUAUAACCUCCUCUUGCAUCCCAAUCUCCUGUAUAAAACUGUAUUAAAUCUUCCUUUUUUUUCAGGUACCAGAUUACAAAGAAUGACACAAGAGGUAGUGGUAGAUGCUCUCCCAUACAUCGAUCACGGUUAUGACGAACCCGGAGUCCGUGAAGCGGCCCUAGCGAUGGUGGAGGAGGAAACACGGAGGUACCGGCCGACAAAGAACUACCUCGAACACCUUCCCCCAUUGAAUCUGCAUGCCUUUGAAUCGCAGGUGAUGCGGGCGGAGUUCGAGCGACUGGGGAACCGUCAGCCGAUGGAGAUCUUGAGUAUGAAGCGCUACGAGUUGCCUCCCCCGCCGGCCGGGAAGCUCACGGACAUCCAGGCUUGGACGGAGUGCGUGGAGAACUCCCAGGCCCAGCUGGAGCACCAGUCGACUCGCAUCUACAACCUGGAGCUGAUGCUGGAGUACGGCUGCGAGUCGUGGCGCGUCUACAACGACACCCUCCUCCAACUCCUCACCAGCGCCCAGAAGCAGCUGCAGACUCUGAGGAAAGAGAUCCAAGAGGUGAACUGGAAGAGGAAGAACCUACAGAUGCAGGUGGGAGAGGAACUCGAGCGCCUCGAGAGCACCUGGGUGGGACUGGUGAGCAAAAACUACGAGAUCGAGCUGGCCCUCUCCCAGAUGGAGCAGCAGGCUCACCUCCGAGGACUCCAGAUCCAAGGGCAGCAGCGGGCGGGCGAGACGUGAGGGCCGCGUCGCAUUUGCUUGUGUUCGCGGAAAGGGAUUUGUGGAAUGGGGGACAUCUCGUUCCAGUUCGUGCUUACUGCUCUACAUCUCCUUUUUUUAAUUUUUUUUUUCAGUCUGUACUUGAUGAAAUAAAGUGUGACUUUGUACCAUU